GGCUGUUCGAGAGCAUGCGCACAACCGCAGCGAGAGAACCCUAUUCCUCCUGUCACAACAUUGAGGGGCAAAACGACAGCCGUGUUGCUAGGCCUCGAAUAGAUCUGCUGAAGACAUAGAAUGUGAUUGGAAUGGAAACUGGGAGACUGAGUCCCUGAUUGGUAUUUCCUUCUGCCCAGUCCUUCGGCCAAACGAGUCGAUCCUGUCUCGAAUGAUGCAGGCAGAGGACAGGAAGAAAAUCAAACUGAGUGUGAGUUCCAGCAAAGGCGUGGUGGAGGAAUAUUGUCUAAGAGAGCGACCAAAAGAGGACCCAGCAAAAAUGAAGAACAAAGUGACCAGCACACAAGCAGUGAUUGGUAAGAAGAAGGCCUGGUCGUGGGAUCAGUACCUGGGAGAGGAGAAGGCCAUAGCAGUUCCCCUCAGACUGUUCACUGAGGCCCAGUCGUUCCCCUCGAGCAGAAGUGGCUUCAAGGCUGGGAUGAGGCUGGAGGGGAUCGACCCUCUCCACCCCUCCAUGUUCUGUGUCCUGUCUGUGGCAGAGGUGAUUGGCUACCGAUUGCGGCUCCACAUCGACGGCUACUCUGAAUGCUAUGACUUCUGGUUAAACGCCGACUCUGCCGACAUCAGGCCAGCCGGAUGGUGCGAGUCGACAGGACACAAGCUCCACCCACCAAAAGGCUACAACGAAGUCGAGUUUAACUGGGAUAAAUACCAAGAGUCUUGUAACGCUCCAGCUGCACCACAGAAUCUGUUUGAAUCUCAUAACAGUACCACGAGCACCUCUAAGUUCCAGGUGGGCAUGAAACUGGAGGCAGUGGACAGGAAGAACCCGUGCCUGGUGUGUGUGGCCUCGGUGGCCGACAUCGUGGACAAUCGCUUCCUGGUUCACUUUGACAACUGGGACGACACCUACGACUACUGGUGUGAUGCCAGCAGCCCUCACAUCCACCCAGUGGGCUGGUGCCAGGACCACGGACGACCUCUCACUGCACCUCAGGGACACCCCAAUCCAGAACAUUUCCUGUGGGAGGAGUACUUAGAAGACAAUGGUUCCACGGCAGUUCCAAGCCAGGCUUUCUGUAUGAGAGCUCCUCACAGUUUCCCGGUGAACAUGAAGCUGGAGACGGUGGACAGGAGGAACCCCAUGCUGGUCCGUGUGGCCACCGUCUCAGACACUGAAGACUACAGGGUCAAGAUCCAUUUUGAUGGCUGGCACGAGAAGUUUGACUUCUGGGUGGACUCUGACCUCCCGGACCUUCACCCUGUGGGCUGGUGUGCCCGGACAGGUCACCCCCUGGAACCCCCCCUCUCACAUGCAGGAUCUUCUGACCUUAAGAGCUCCGUGACCCAGGGAGUGUGUCCCACCCCGGGCUGCAGGGGCGUGGGCCACAUCAAAGGGGCCAAAUACACAGGACACCACAGUGCCUUUGGCUGUCCCUACUCUGACAUCAACAUGAAGAAGGAGGCUGUGCUGCCCGACCGUCUGGGCGGCGAGAAGCAGAUCACCUUUGUCCCUGUGCACUUUGUCCAGAAGACCAAGAGGCUGUGCACCGCCGAUGAUCAGGAGGAAGCCACGCCACCCCAGGAUGUUCCCAUGGAGACCAGGGUAAUGCUGUCGGGGUACGAGGGGGCUGCUCGCCUCAGAGGUCGCCCCCCAGCCAACCCCCUGGUGAAGAGAGAGCCCAGGGAGGAACCAGUCACGGCUCAAGGACAGAAACUGCUUUCUCUGGGGAAGAGAGGCCGGCUACCCAGCAGACUCACAACUAAAUAUCUGCGAGUCAAAGAAGAGGACGAAGAGAUUGACUUGAAUAGCAUGAUCGAAGAGAGCAGUCUGGAUAGCCUGCAGCAGGCCCUCCACCAGUCUGUGUUCCUGUCGGCCAUGUCGGCUCAACCCGGACGGGACCUACCCCUGUGCUGGGAGCAGCACUGCAAGCUGCUGCCUGGGGUGGCCGGAUUGCAGGCCAGCUGCGUGGCCCACUGGACCGUGGAUGAGGUGGCUGACUUCAUCCACUCUCUACCUGGCUGCGAUGAACAAGCCAAUCAGUUCAAAGAGGAGCAAAUCGACGGGAAGGCCUUGUUGCUGCUGACCCAGCGCGACAUCGUCAAGAUCAUGAGUGUAAAACUCGGCCCUGCCCUCAAGAUCUACAACUCUAUUUUAAUGUUCAAGCACGCUGAGGACAACCAAUCGGCAGCCGGCAACGCCAACACAUGAAGCAUCGGAAGCCACACCCACCAGACCCAUCUUAUGUGUCUGUCAAACACAUAGAUUUACUGUGUGGAUUCAUUCCAAACCCAACCCCCUUACCCCUGCUCCUUCUCUUUGGCCUACAGGCACUUGAGUUCAAGGACUUAAACUAAAGCCGAUACAUGAUCUGCCCAGACCUAUGGACUUUCAGGUUACAGUGUGUGUGUGUGUGUGUGUGUGUGUGUGUGUGUGUGUGUGUGUGUGUGUGUGUGUGUGUGUGUGUGUGUGUGUGUGUGUGUGUGUGUGUGUGUGUGUGUGUGUGUGUGUGUGUGUGUGUGUGUGUGUGUGUGUGUGUGUGUGUGUGUGUGUGUGUGUGUGUGUGUGUGUGUGUGUGUGUGUGCCUCAAUC
Messenger RNA from Oncorhynchus masou masou (cherry salmon), 2593 nucleotides. Its product is annotated as lethal(3)malignant brain tumor-like protein 4. The record is from RefSeq and is a predicted model, not a curated record. The coding region runs from base 212 to 2212 and encodes 666 amino acids. NCBI's taxonomy places the organism in Eukaryota, Metazoa, Chordata, Actinopteri, Salmoniformes, Salmonidae. Gene Ontology annotation, biological process: negative regulation of DNA-templated transcription. Gene Ontology annotation, cellular component: nucleus. Gene Ontology annotation, molecular function: zinc ion binding; histone binding; chromatin binding. The transcript has 20 exons.